Suillus clintonianus is the source of this 348-nucleotide messenger RNA. RefSeq lists its product as uncharacterized. The annotation marks the transcript as partial. Lineage: Eukaryota; Fungi; Basidiomycota; Agaricomycetes; Boletales; Suillaceae. The record is from RefSeq and is a predicted model, not a curated record. The transcript is spliced from 2 exons.
AGCCUUCAGUCUAUUUCAGGGUCCAGAGGUCUCGCAGUAGCUACCCUCACACUGAUACUAUAUACCAUCAGCCUGCACAUCGCUGCUAGCGCGGGCGCUUCUCAACAGCUCGGAACAGUAAUUUUUGGAAUUUUACAUGCCAUCCCAGCAGUGGGAGUUUUGAUCGUGACAUCGGUGGAAUUGGCGUUUGCGGUGAAAUCACCAGCAGUGGCGAUUUCUAUCAUCAUAUCUUGUUUCCUUCCUACCAUGGCUGCAAUUUCUCAAUACCUCCGCAUGCGGUACAUGAAGACAAUGAUAGAUCAGUUACCGAUGACCAUCCCCGGGGACCUCCCGUCAGAGCUAGUAUGA